CACACAUCAUCCUCGGCAUUGCGCCCAACUCACACCCCACUGCCUCUUACGGCACGCGGAUCUCCUUCUGAGUGGCCCUAGAGUGUAUCCACUCGGCUGCGACCGCGCGGCGGCGGCCGCGCGGGCCCGCGUCGCGCGCAGCCCCAGACAAAGCCAUGGGAUGGGCUCCCUGUCCGGUGGCUGGGCGGCGCGCGGCGCGGCGCGGAGCGCCCCGGCGGGACCAUCGAGGCUGUGGCGGCUGCCCGGCGCUCGGAGGCGCGUCGCGUGUGGUGGUGAAGUUUGCGGCGGCGGCUCGACGGGGACGCGCCCGAGAGGCCUCGUCGAUUUACGAGGAGCGGCGCAGGUCGCACCGCGGACGCGCCCGCCCACGCGAAGGCGGUCCCAGUAGACGCCGUCGCCCGCAAGACGCCCUCAGAAUAGCCAUGGCCGAGAUGCCCGAGACCGGCGCACCCCUGAAGGUGAAGGUGAAGCCGCCGCCGCGUAUCCUGAAGAAGAUACUGGCGAAGCGGAGCGAGACGAAACGAGCGGCGAUGCGCGCGCGGGACGAAGGAGGCGAUCCCGCGGAGGACGACUCUUCUUUACGAGUGGUACUCCCAAAAAAGCCUUCGUCACCAACAAUAGGCGACCUCGAGGCCGCCGGCGACCGUUUGUGGGACAUUCUACUACUAACAGGAUGUACAGCAAAGUGCGGGAGACUCAAUAGCGACGGCACGCCCGUGCGCGUGUUGCCUAGAGGAAACAGCGAUUAUAAGCGAAAAUGGGCCUGUGCCUCCCAUAUGACGAUCGUUGCGUCAAUGGUGGCGCACGGCGGAGGCCUCACUAGCCUUGAGGGCUGGAAACGAGACGACCUAGUAACCAAAGACGUUGAUGCAUUAUUGACCGACGCCCAUACCUUAGCAAAAGCAUUCAACGAGCUGGACGGCGAACUACGAGCCCCGGGCGCACUCAAGUGUACAGUGGCAUUCCACAGAGAGCAGAAGGCCCAAAGGAAGGCCGAGAUCGCAGAGGAGGUCAAGGCUGAGCGCUCGGACCCGUCCUUCAACCCGGACGAGCGCGUCUUCGAGUACUACGUGCGGAACGCGGACGAGAAUUAUGUGCGGGACCAGGACGGGAAUUUGUUACGGGCUACUGUGGUCGACGAUGGCGUGCGUAUCAGGGGAGGCUCGACGAGAUUCCGGCGCGAACCAAAGGUGGUUUCGCCGCGUGUGGCCGAGGACGGGUCGCAUCAUCCGUGGGCCAACAAAGUCCUAGAAGCUCUUGGUGGCGUCGACGCAUUGAAAGGAGCUUGUAAUGCGACCGUGCCGGAAUUAUUUAGUCCAGGGGCAAUCGGAGACCUAGCAGAAGCAGGAUACUUUAAUGGCCACGGGGAGUCUACAGACCAGGGCCGGUGCGCUCGCGCUGGGACGAAGAGUGAUGGGCAAAGCCGCGGCGUGAUCCGGAUCUACGCUGAAAACGCCGAAAUAUAUUAUGAUGCAGAGGAGGGCCUGGCCUCCAUCGAAUUCGAUCCGUCUGACUUUCCGCAUUUAGAUCCUGAGAUGGAGGAGUACAAGAACCGCAAAUUAGCCUCACAUCUCGUGCCUUUUAUUCAACAGGGCUUCGUGCGCUACCACGUCGAUUCGGGGCGUUUUCUUUUUGCCGGGCCGUACUGGGAGCGCGCCUCUGUACUACGCGAGGCGCGGGCGCGGGACGAAGAACUGUCGGGCUUGUCGGGCUGCAAGGGCCGGGCGACGCAGAUUCGCAAGAACGUGCCCACGCUGGGCUCCGUCAUCAUGGUCGUGAUGAUCAAAGGGGUCGCUCACGGGUGCAAGCUCCCGGCGAGCAUGUGGUGCAAGUAUGGCUACAACGUCAUGAAGCGGCUGCUCGGCGGCGCGGACCUCGAGGCGGAGUCCGAGGCGGCGCGCGUGGCCUUUGCCAAGGCCUGGGCGGCGUUGAUGCGGCGGUUUGCGGCGGGCGAGGAGACGCUGCCGGUCCAAAUUGAUUUUCGUAACCAGUUCGCCAUGGACGUGCGCGACGAGCACUACUUACCCGCGCCCAUCGACCUCGGCGUCCUCCCGUCCCACGUCUUCGGCCGGGCGGGUGCUGAGGCCGUCCUCGCGCCGUCGCUCCCCGGAAACCGCGGCAGCACGUCGUCGUGGCCCGCGCUCUACAACUUCCUCGUGGCCGCCGACGCGCUGGUGCCGGGCCCGACGGGCGGGCGCUUGCGGAACGCAGCGGGCUUGGAUGACUUCCUGUCGGGCAAGCCCUCAUGCUCGAGCGUUUUAUUCGCGGCCGACUUCCGCUUCCGGCUCGGCGGGGGGAAGUGGGUCCAGAAGGAGGAGUGGCCGGGCGACCAGUUUUAGCUGGACGACGUCGCUGCUUCCAAAGUUACCUUGUGUCUACUAGUACGUCAUACCUGUGUAAGUAGGGUGUGCGGUUACU
Molecule: messenger RNA, 2418 nt
Organism: Pelagomonas calceolata
Lineage: Eukaryota; Pelagophyceae; Pelagomonadales; Pelagomonadaceae
Source: the annotation of a GenBank genome assembly